Molecule: messenger RNA, 522 nt
Organism: Durusdinium trenchii
Lineage: Eukaryota; Dinophyceae; Suessiales; Symbiodiniaceae
Source: the annotation of a GenBank genome assembly
AUGCCUAAGGCUUCCACCAAGGCCAAUUCAUUACACCCCAAUCGAAGAUGCCGUCACCAUCACUCGUGGCACCUUGUUCGAUGGCACAUUGGCUGGCGGCACCACCCUUCGACCGCCAAGAACAGUGCGCACUCAGAGGACCUCCCACGCCACGCCACCGUCCCACCCGCCACGCCACCGUCCCGUUCCCGUUCGCCGCGCCUGGAUCCCGCCACCCGUCGGCCGCCGAGGCACGGCCGUGGUCACACGGCCAUCGUGCGCUGCUCCAAUUGCUGCCGCUGCGUUCCCAAGGACAAGGCCAUCAAGCGCUUCCAGGUCCGAAACAUGGUGGAUGCAUCCUCGCAGAGAGACUUGAGGGAGGCCAGUGUGUACCAGACCUUUAUGUUGCCGAAGCUAUACAUGAAGAUGCUCUACUGUGUGUCCUGCGCGAUCCACGGCCGCGUGGUGCGCGUGCGCAACAAGGUCUUGCGCGCCAGCCCCGAAGGCGCGAGCCAGCGAGCGAGCGAGCGAGCGAGCUGGUGA